AUGAGCAAGGUUAACCUAGGUUCAAGAAGAGAGCUCCAAAUCAAGAUACUUCACGUUGCUCCUAAGGUCAACCAAGAGAGAGGUAGUGGACCUCCAUUUGCUAAACCUACUUGUCACAAUUGUGAAAAGAAGCAUCAUGGGAAAUUCCUAGUGGGUACUAGUGGGUGCUAUGGUUGUGGAAAGCUUGAUCACCAAGUGAGAAAUUGUCCUACUCUUACGGCAAGAGGAAGGGAGGCUAAACAAGCUUCUCUUAAUGGCCCGAAUCUUGAUGCUCCAAAAAUGAACCAUUUGUAUGCCCUUCAAGCUAACAAGGACAAAGAAGCUAAUCCGGAUGAAGGUACCAAUUCUUCAAGUGCUCCUAAGGCCAACCAAGAGAGAGGUAGUGGACCUCCAUUUGCUAAACCUACUUGUCACAAUUGUGGAAAGAAGAAUCAUAGGAAAGUCCUAGUUGGUACUAGUGGGUGCUAUGGUUGUGGAAAGCUUGAUCACCAAGUGAGAAAUUGUCCUACUCUUACGGCAAGAGGAAGGGAGGCUAAACUAGCUUCUCUUAAUGGCCCGAAUCUUGAUGCUCCAAAAAUGAACCAUUUGUAUGCCCUUCAAGCUAACAAGGACAAAGAAGCUAAUCCAGAUGAAGGUACCAGUAAGUUAUAG
This is a messenger RNA of Solanum stenotomum, 651 nucleotides long. RefSeq lists its product as uncharacterized. Gene Ontology annotation, molecular function: nucleic acid binding; zinc ion binding. Lineage: Eukaryota; Viridiplantae; Streptophyta; Magnoliopsida; Solanales; Solanaceae. The transcript has 2 exons. The record is from RefSeq and is a predicted model, not a curated record. Bases 1 to 651 code for a protein of 216 amino acids.